Cyprinodon variegatus (sheepshead minnow) is the source of this 8258-nucleotide messenger RNA. RefSeq names its product KIAA0430 ortholog (gene marf1). Gene Ontology annotation, biological process: post-transcriptional gene silencing. The record is from RefSeq and is a predicted model, not a curated record. NCBI's taxonomy places the organism in Eukaryota, Metazoa, Chordata, Actinopteri, Cyprinodontiformes, Cyprinodontidae. Bases 167 to 5542 code for a protein of 1791 amino acids. Gene Ontology annotation, cellular component: peroxisome; cytoplasm. The transcript has 27 exons. Gene Ontology annotation, molecular function: mRNA base-pairing post-transcriptional repressor activity; CCR4-NOT complex binding; RNA nuclease activity.
AUCGUUUUCUGGCAAUGGUCGGUUACAAAAAGGUGCACGGCAUUUGUAGGGAGAACAACACAGGUACACGGUUCUAAGGGGAGGAUGUAAGAGGCUAAACUUUCGCAGGGAAGCAUGAGAGAGAAGAAGGACGAGAGCAUGGUGAAAGGCCCAUGGUGUUUGUGUGAUGGAUGGCGUAAGGAAGGAGAGAUCCGCAGACUGCUCUAGAACAGGUCCGAUUCACCCCAAAGCAGAUGUCUCCAGCCUUCAGUGGAAACCCAAACACUCCUCCUCAAAUGAGACGACCUCCUUUCACCAGAACUAUAAAGGUAACAUUUCCAUGGAAAACCACAAGGCUGUACCUGACCUGAAGGAUGUCCCCCCACCUCCUCCUCCUCUUCCUCCUUAUCCCUCUACAUCCCAGCUAUCCCAGCCCUUUCCUUUGAUACCUUUGCCCCUGCCUCCUGCCUGCUUGCCACCUUCCCUGCAGCUAACACAAGAUACCCACCAACAACAUCCGCCAUCAAAACAGCAACAGCAAGGGCUUAGCCCCAAAGUAAGCAUUUGCACCCAAUGUGACUACUGUAGCACAGACAGCUAUGGCUUAUUGGGUGGCAGAGGUGUUGUAAGCAGCAGUAUUUGUACACCACAGACAGCAUCAGGCUUUCUGGGAACACCAGGCAGCAGUAGUAGCAGAUUAGAGCUGUGCUCUUUAGCUCCACCUAUCCGUUGCUAUAAUAACCUAAGCUGUGGUGGAAGUGAGGCGUUUGAUCCCUUGCUCCCGCUUGGUUGCAAACCUCAGUUGCCUUCUUCUGUGGCUACCUCUCAACCUCUUUCCCUUCAACCUUGCCUACCAUGCUGCUCAGGACCUCUUCACCCCUGCUCAGCUUUACCUCCUUCACUCAGUCAGUCCAGCACAUUUCCCUCUUCUGCACCCCUUUCCUCUGUCACCUCUCCACCUGCUCCUGGGAAAGACUCGUGUGUGGUUUCCUCUGGCUUUUACACCUGCGGUGUGGACUGCCACACAUCAACAAGGACAUUCCAAACAAGUGCACUCGGUGAUCAGCCCAGCAUCACAGCCGUCACAAGUUCAACCAGCUCAACACACUUCACCUCUAGUCCUAUGCUCCAGAAUGUAAAACACACAGUUUGUCGGAAUGCGGCACACUUCUGCCAGGAGUGCUUGUUAAAGCCAAAACCUGGUCCAAUUUCAGAAUCCAAGUUGUGGCCCAAUGUUCCUCCGCCUCCAGCUUCUUCCAUCCCUCUUCCCAUUUGUAAUGGCUGUGGAACAUUGUCUGAUGGCAUGAUACUCGUGCCAUCCACCAACCAUGGCAAGAGCGGCUGUAAAUAUGAGAACAGUGGUCCUGAAAGUAUGCCUCCUGUUGGUGUCUUCUGGGACAUUGAAAAUUGCAGUGUGCCCAGUGGUCGCUCUGCUGAAGCCGUGGUGCAGAGGAUUCGCAGCUGGUUCUUCCAGGGACACCGAGAAGCAGAGUUCAUCUGUGUCUGUGAUAUCAGCAAGGAGAGUAAAGCUGUCAUCCAAGAGCUCAAUAACUGCCAGGUCACAGUCGCUCAUAUUAAUGCCACUGCAAAGAAUGCUGCUGAUGAUAAACUUCGCCAGAGCCUAAGACGAUUCGCUGACACACACACUGCACCUGCAACUGUCAUACUGGUGUCCUCUGAUGUGAAUUUUGCCAGCGAGCUGAGUGAUCUGCGCCAUCGCCACGGAUUCAGAGUGAUUCUGAUCCAUGGCAGCCACACGUCUUCCUCUCUGCUGCAGCACGCCCACCGCCAUGUACCCUUUCAGCAAAUUACCGCUGAUCUGCCUCAGCGUUUGUUCAUCAAAUCGCAGCCCAGUGUCAGCUUCCUCUAUGUGCACAACCUCCCAGUCAUCUCUGACAAGACCCUGCAGAAUGCUGUGAAGCUCAGGCUUCGCCGCCUGUCAGACAACUGUGGCGGCAAAGUGCAGAGUAUGUCCCAGGGUACAGCAGUCCUCCGUUUUGGCAGCCAGGAGGCGGCUGCUCGGGCCCGCAAACGAAUGGAUAACGAGGAUGUGUUUGGCUACAGAAUCAGCCUCUCUUUCUCACCGAGGACCAGAGACGAUGUUGGUUCUGAGCCUCAGCUUCAGACUGAGCCCCGGCCCUUCCAAACCAAGGUGUCUGUGCUUGCCCCUUUCCCAUCCAUAUCUUCCUCCUCUUUCCUGCCCCUGGAGAAGCCAAGAUCACCCAGGAGGCCACGGCGAGCCACCCGCCCCUUUGCUGCCUCUGGGCUGGUGCCAGAGAGGCCCUACAGCCCCAGGAGGGGUUCCAGUGGGCCUCCCGGCGGUGCUCCAGCCAAACCGCUUCAGGAGACUAAUAUGGAUGGAAAGUCCAGGGUGGGCCUGGCCCACCUGGAUAGGGGGCGUGCUGCUUCCUCCUCACCUCAGAGGAGGGAGACAAGAGCAUUGGAGGAACAGAGUAAGACUGACCUGACUGGAGAACCCAUAGACGAUAAGAGGGAGGGUUCCAGUCCUCGAAGGGUAACCGGCUCACCUGUUACUCAAAGGGUCAGGAGCUCAGAGUUCAAGAUUAGCACACCCUCAGCCUUCAGCAAGCUGAAUCUGAACAGGAGCUUCAGCCCCAUGGUCCCGUCUCAGGGGUCCUGGUCCUCACGGAGCGGGUCCCCGUGCCUGUCCAGCCGUUCAUCCCCUCUGCUUGCAACUGCUCGCAGCUCCUGCUCUGAAGGUCUGUCUCAGCCUUUCUCUGAGGGGACGGAACUCCAGGUAGCCAACCUUGACUACAGAAUGUCCCGCAAAGACCUGCAGCAGAUACUGCAUGACACCUUCUCCCGAUAUGGACAGGUGAAGGCUGUGGAUCUGAGCCCUCACACUGAUUAUCAGCUGAAGGCCACGGUUCAAAUGAUGUCCCUGCAGCAAGCCAUCAGUGCUGUCAGUGGGCUGCACCGCUAUAAGAUUGGAAGUAAACGCAUCCAGGUGUCUCUGGUAACUGGUGCCAACAACAAAUCACUUUCCUUGCUCAGCACAGAGAUAAUUUGCAUUCUUCAGGAUGCUCCUGCUAACUGCCUUCCUCUGUUCAAACUGGCUGAGAUCUAUGAGAAGAAGUAUUUCCGUAAACUCGCCAUUGGCGAUCUGUACAAGUUAUCAGAUGUGCUCUCAGUGCGAGAACAGGGAGGCUCCAGACUAGUUUGCCUUCUCCCCAACAUCCGAAUUCGUCAGAGUCCAUUAGGAUCUUCUCAGUCCCAGGAAGCCUCGUCCUCUGCAAGUGGGAGUCCUGUUGUGUUUGAGGAACUCGAGUACCACGAGCCUGUUUGCAGACAACAUUAUGCUAAGCAAGACUUCAGCGAAGCUGACUUUGACCCUGAAUCCUAUAAAAUACCCUUUGUGGUGAUGUCACUGAGCAGUUUGGCCUCUGAUGUUCACAGUCUUCUGCAGGUUCAUGACGGCACGCUUCCCCUGCUCAGCUUUCCUGACUGUUAUGCAGCUAAAUUUAGCCCUCUGCAAGUCGGAAAUGAGAUGCUAGAGGGUGCUGUUCCUCUGGAGCAUCUGAUUACUUGUGUUCCCAGUAUCACCAUUGUAACAGCUCAGAAUGGUUUCAAGGUCAUCAAGUGGAUCCAUAACAAACCACCUGCACAGAACUCUGAGCCAUGGAUUCAGCGAUGCAAGAGUCCAGUUGGCAAUCCACAGCUCAUCCAGUUUAGCAGAGAGAUUAUUGACCUGUUGAAGAGUCGGCCAUCUUGCCUCAUACCAAUCAGCAAAUUCAUACCUUCAUACCACCAUCACUUUGCCAAACAGUGCCGGGUCUCUGACUACGGCUUCUCAAAGUUACUGGAGCUUCUGGAAGCUGUUCCUCAUGUUUUGCAGAUAAUAGGAAUGGGUACCAAACGUUUACUGACCCUUACCCACCGAGCACAAGUGAAGCGUUUCACACAAGAUCUUCUUAAGUUGCUCAAGUUUCAAGCUAGUAAACAAGUGGCAAUCAGGGACUUUAUGCAGGCAUACCAUUGGUGUUUCUCUAGAGACUGGAGGGUAACAGAUUAUGGGAUAUGUGACCUGAUGGACCUGCUGGCUGAAAUCCCAGACACAACAAUCACCAUCACACACCAGACCACAGACACAGUCAUCUCUGUUCCUAAGAGAGAGCGUACUGCAGAGGAAGUGGAACGAACCAAGCAGUUUGGAAAGGAGGUAGUGGACCUCCUCCGCCAUCAGCCACACUGUCGAAUGCCGUUCAGCAAGUUCAUUCCUACCUACCACCACCACUUCGGUCGUCAGUGCAAGCUCAGCUACUACGGCUUCACAAAGCUCAUGGAGCUUUUUGAAGCCAUCCCAGACAUUCUGAUGGUCUUGGAAUGUGGUGAGGAGAAAGUGCUGACUUUAACAGAGGUUGAGCGUAUCAAGGCACUGGCAGCCCAACUAGUCAAGCUGCUACGGGCUCAGAAAGAUUUCAGUCUGUCCGUCAGCCAGUUUCUCCCAGAGUACAGCAAGACCUUCGGUUAUGGUCUCCGUCUUCAGGACUAUGACGUAGCGUCGGUGCCCGCUCUGCUGACCAAACUCUGCCAUGUUGUCAAGAUGGUGGACGGCUCUGAGGGUCGCGUAGUGCAGCUGAUCAACAGGAAGUCUCUACGUCUGCUGACCUCUCAGCUGUUGGCUCUGCUCAUGUCCCAAGAAACUCAUCAAGUAUCAAAGGGAAUGAAGGUGGAGGAGCUGAGCAUGCAUUACAUGAGUAUUCAUGGAACCCAGCUGAAUCCUUGUGAAUAUGGGUUUCUGUCUCUGAGCGAACUGUUAAAGAGCCUACCUUACCUUGUAGAGUUGUACUUUGAAGAAAAUGGUGAAGAUUGCAGCUCUGCUGGCGGUCAUGGGGUUGAGUGGGUGAGGUUAACCAGGCUUUACCAGUUUGCUCGUAACAUUCGGGCGCUGCUCCACACCUACCACUACAACCAGCUCUUCCUGACAGAGUUCCAGGGGGCCUACAGCAAGUUUACAGGCUGCAACCUUGACCCUCGGUUCUAUGGGUACAGCACCACUGAUGAACUGCUUGGCGCUAUUCCUCAGGUGGUCUGGAUCAAAGGACACGGUCAUAAGAGGAUUAUCGUUUUAAAGAACGAUAUGAAAGCAAAGCCAAGCUCUUCAGUUCCUAACAGCCCACAACCGGUAGACAUGGAGAGUCCGAGGGACAGCCCCAUCAGCAGCACAUCAGGAACACAAAGUCCAGGUUGCGAUGCUGAAUCAGAGCUGCUCCGUCUUACAUCACCUGUCGACCUGUUGUGUGGCCCUGUACCGUCCUGCCUGCCGUCCCCCCAGCUCCACCCUGACCCUGUUCUCCUUCAGCAAAUGGACCUGAUUAACUUUGAGAAAACUCCACCCCCACAACCCUCAGCAGAGCUCGAGUCUGUAGAGGAGGCUGCAGCAGAUGGUACCUGUGGUCCUCUGGAUCAGUCUGGUGUUGAAGACGAUUCACCAGCGCUCCCUGAUGAGAAGAACACCUUGUCCAUGGACAGUCCUGGCAGAAGAGCCUCACGCAGCAGAUUUAAACUAGCUGCCAACUUCUCCUUCACAGCAGGCCUCUGAUGAAUCCAUUUCUUUCCAGUUAAGGACACUCAUCAGAUAACUCUAAAUGCAAGAGUUGACCAGCGUCUAAUUGAUCACUGCCUUCAACAUCUGGACAGGCAGGCUGUUGCGUUAAUGUUCUGCUACUCCUAAGCAAGCUUUUUUUCUUGUUUAUUGAUUUUCACCUAACUAUGAUGAGAUUUUUUUGCAAUUCUUUGAUUUGCAAACUUAUCUGCUGUGUCCUAGCUGUCAUCCCAGGAACAGUUGAUAUAAGACGGCAUCCUCAAUUUUGAGCCAUUGAGAAACUUGAGUUAGUUUUCACUGUAUAGUUUCAGUUUGUUAAACUGACACACAGACGGCUUCUAAGAUUUGUCAGUGAAACUUUGAAAGUCACUGCUUAAAGACAGGAAAAAUUAUUCUAAAACCAUAAUUUCAACCUUUGGAGAUCUGACUUGGUUAUGAUGGUUAUUAUGAGCAAUCCAGCUGAUAAAUUGAUGCCCACUGGAAAUCUUUCUGAUUUUUAUAGUAUUUCACCUUCGUAUGCUCCCCUGUAACAUCUCUGCAGUGUUUUUAGUUCCUUCUAAAUUUUGCAGAGUGGCUAAUUAUCUGUUAAGGAACUUGGGCCUAAACCUGUAGCAGACUGAUGAGAUGACGUUUUCUCGUUGUUUACCUGCAGCCAGCAGCUAUGCAUGUUUGAAUCUUUUUAGCUGCGUUUCUGCCCCUGUGUGGCUUGCACUGGAGUGGGUAGAAUAAUAUGUGCAACAUGUGCAUAACUGAGUUUAUGCAAGGUGUAACCCCCACUCUAGGAGCAGAUGAAAGGAAGACGUUUAAGGUUGGUCUUGAUUUCUACCACUAACUACAGAUCAGAGCUACCACCCGAGCAGCUGCCAUGUAAAGGUUUGUUUUAACCUUUGCCUCUGAUGGGCACUGACUCAGUGGUUGAGUAUUUGGAGAACAACACACACGCCUGAGUUUUGGGUUUAUUUUAAACGGCAUAGUGAAUGAGUUUUAGAGGAAAGGGGGGCCGUGUGCUGAUGGAUUUCAGAUUCUGGGGGCUCUGAGAAGCCUCUUGCACAGACUGAUGCACUCACAGAGGGGCCCUCCGCGCCUCGCUGGAACCUGCCGGGCUUUUACAAUGGCUUGUAUUUGCCACGGUGCUGAAACACAGUGCCAUCAUCCACCCCCCCCUUUUGAGGAAGAGUAUUUUUACCUUACAGGCGUGUGUUGAUCUCUCAGAUAUUGUUUUUUUCUUCUUUUCCUUUUCACACACUGGCUGCUGGCUGCUAAAAUACCUCGAGACGUUGGCGGCGCAUGAAAUUUGGGGCACAUCAGAUGUACUGUGAAGCUGCUGUUUGUCUUUAUUAUAAUCCUUUUAGGAAAUGGGUCACAGCCUACUGAGUUAUGGAGUUCUUUAUAUUUGUACUGGGAUUAGUCUGUUUAAUGUACUCUACAGUAUAUAUAUUGUUUUUUACUUUGUGUUAAUCAUUCAUCACAAAUCAGAAGGUUUUUAAAUGUGGCUCUAAUUGCUCAUUUGUUUUGCAGAGUUUUAGAGACCAGCUAACAGAUGAAGGAAUCACCACUUCAAAGUAAUUGUAAAAAAAAAAAAAAAAAAGCUUAAACAGACCAAAAAACUGUCUAUCUACAUUUGAAUUUAGCCAAAGGACUUAAUUUCUUUGUUUGAACUACAGUGACAACUAACUCAUGUUAUGAAGUCUUUGCUUCCGUUUACUGACGACCCGCCGUACCUGUGAAAAUAUGCACCUAUGCAUAGUUUUAGUUGCUGAAAUCCAUGUUUGAGAAGGUGUUUAACCGAGUUUGUUUCUCCUAGUUAUUCUACAAAAGAUUUUAAGGAACUUUAUUAAUUCAACUGUUUCCUUAAAAAGUUGAAUUAAUAAAGCGUUGUUACCCUGAAUGUUUUGUUUACCUGCCUAUUAACUGUUAGUGAUUUCUCGUCUAGUCCUCUUUCCCUUCCCUCCCUCAUCGUUUUGCUGCCUUGCUGCACCAACACUGGUUGCAACAAUUCAGUGAUGUUGAAGUGACCAAAAAGAAUCCAUUAAAAUUCACGAGCAUCUGUUGUUUCUUUGGUACUUUUGUAUGUGAACCGGGUUCUAGAUGCACAUUACUAAGGUAGAAAGUUAAACUUUGCAGAAAGUUAAAUAGAAAUGUAAUGCAGAGGGAUGUAUAUCAACUUUAUAGACAACAACACUCAAACUGUGGUUUUUAAUCAGCUUCCUUUGCUGCUAAAUCAUUCAUUGAUUAAAAAUAAGCUGUUGUAAAUUUGGUAGUAUGGCAGUGUCCAGGUUACACAUACAGCAGGGAACUUAAGUAAGGUUUUCUAGACACUGUAGAAGGAAGCAUAAAGUGUUGCACAAAUCAUCACUGCCUGGAAAUGUCACUUUUAUGUCGCAUGCAACAUGGAUUCUUUGCCCCUUUUCCCCAGACUAUAGACUUUUAUUAUUUUUUUUUUUCAAUAUAAAUAGAAGUUUGGACCGCUGACCAACAGUUUAGUUGUUACUGAUGUCCUGAUAUGCCUGAGCAGUGGCUCUGAAGCAGGAAGUGCAAAAAUAAAUUCUGCAAAGGACCAAAUCAUUUGAUUCAGGCUCUAAAACUCUGCUUGUGCACCUUUUUCUUAACACACUUUUUCUUUUCACUAAAGUUUUUAAUAAUUUAUUGUAAAGCCCAGUGUGAACAACCAACUCCUUCAGCAGUUUUGCGCCAUUCCUUCCUAAGGCUCUCC